Messenger RNA from Rubroshorea leprosula, 3053 nucleotides. NCBI's taxonomy places the organism in Eukaryota, Viridiplantae, Streptophyta, Magnoliopsida, Malvales, Dipterocarpaceae. The record is from the annotation of a GenBank genome assembly.
UUUGAACUUUUCCAAAUUUUCUCGAAUUAUACCAUUUUUUUCCUUUUCUUUCUGAGACUGUAACUGUCAAUCACGAUUCACGGACUGUUAAGCCCGGUUCUUCCCUGAAGAAGGAAGGAGAAAGCAGAAACUCAAAGGUAAGAGAAAACAGGAAGCUGAGCAAGCAUAAUGGCAAAAUCAAGCGCCGACGAUGAGGAGCUGCGGCGAGCCUGUGAGGCAGCAAUCGAAGGCACCAAGCAGAAGAUCGUUCUGUCGAUUCGUGUGGCCAAGAGCCGCGGGAUCUGGGGCAAAUCUGGCAAAUUAGGCCGCAAUCAUAUGGCCAAACCUAGAGUUCUCGCUCUAUCCAUAAAAACGAAGGGACCAAGGACUAAAGCUUUCUUACGAGUCUUGAAAUAUUCAACAGGAGGUGUUCUUGAGGCUGCUAAGCUUUACAAGUUGAAGCAUCUUUCAAAGGUGGAGGUUAUAACUAAUGACCCCAGUGGAUGCACUUUUACCCUGGGAUUUGAUAACCUCAGAAGUCAGAGUGUUGCCCCACCACAGUGGACCAUGCGCAAUAUUGAUGAUAGGAACCGCCUAUUACUUUGCAUCUUAAACAUGUGCAAAGAUAUACUUGGUCGUCUUCCCAAAGUUGUUGGUAUUGAUGUUGUGGAGAUGGCUCUUUGGGCCAAGGAAAAUACACCUGCAGUUACUACCACUCAAAGGACUCUGCAGGAUGAGCCUGUUGAAACUGCAGUAACAGGAAGUGACAUGAAAGUCAGUGUUGAAAAGGAACUUGUUGCUCAAGAUGAGGAAGAGGACAUGGAGGCUCUUUUGGGCACUUAUGUCAUGGGUAUUGGUGAGGCAGAGGCAUUUUCCGAAAGGUUGAAGCGAGAACUUCUUGCUCUGGAAGCAGCAAAUGUACAUGCCAUUUUGGAAAGUGAACCUCUGAUAGAUGAAGUACUGCAAGGACUCGAGGUAGCAACAAACUGUGCUGACGACAUGGAUGAAUGGUUAAGCAUCUUCAAUGUCAAAUUACGACACAUGAGAGAAGAUAUUGAGUCGAUUGAAACUCGCAAUAACAAGUUGGAGAUGCAAUCUGUAAAUAAUAAAACACUUAUUGAGGAACUUGAUAAGCUUCUUGAACGGUUGCAAGUCCCUUCUGAGCAUGCAGCAUCUCUUACAGGAGGAUCAUUUGAUGAAGCUCACAUGCUUCAAAAUGUUGAAGCAUGUGAGUGGUUAACUGGUGCUUUACGUGGUCUUGAAGUACCUAAUUUGGACCCCGUUUAUGCGAAUAUGAGAGCUGUUAAAGAGAAACGAGCAGAACUUGAAAAAUUAAAAGCUACAUUUGUCAAGAGAGCUUCUGAGUUCUUGAGAAACUACUUUGCUAGUUUGGUGGAUUUUAUGAUUAGUGACAAAAGCUACUUCUCUCAGCGGGGACAAUUAAAGAGGCCUGAUCAUGCUGACUUGCGCUAUAAAUGCAGGACAUAUGCUCGUCUUCUCCAACAUUUAAAGAGUCUUGAUAAGAAUUGCCUGGGUCCACUGAGGAAAGCUUAUUGUAGCUCCCUUAAUUUACUUCUACGCCGAGAGGCUCGUGAAUUUGCAAAUGAACUUCGUGCUGGCACCAAAGCAUCAAGAAAUCCAACUGGCUGGCUUGAAGGUUCCACGGGUUCCAGUCAAAGUGGAAAUAGUGCAGAUACUUCUGCAGUUUCUGAGGCAUAUGCCAAAAUGCUGACAAUUUUUAUCCCACUCCUUGUUGAUGAGAGCUCCUUCUUUGCACACUUCAUGUGCUUUGAAGUUCCAGCACUUGUUCCCCCGGGAGGUGGUGCUAAUGGUAACAAAAGUGGGUCCAACAAUGAUAAUGGCAGUGAUGAUGAUUUGGGCAUCAUGGACAUUGAUGACAAUGACAGCAAAGCUGUUAAAAAUUCUGUGGAUCUGGUAGCAUUAAAUGAAUCUCUUCGGGAUUUGCUGGACGGAAUCCAAGAAGACUUUUAUGCUGUAGUGGAUUGGGCAUACAAGAUUGAUCCUUUACGCUGCAUAUCAAUGCAUGGGAUUACAGAGCGCUAUCUAUCUGGUCAGAAAGCCGAUGCAGCAGGUUUUGUGCGUCUGCUGCUAGGUGAUCUGGAGUCAAGAAUUUCUCUGCAGUUCAACCAUUUUGUUGACGAAGCUUGUCACCAAAUUGAAAGAAAUGAGCGAAACGUGCGGCAGACAGGUGUCAUACCUUACAUCCCUAGGUUCGCAACUCUAGCAACCCGUAUGGAGCAGUACAUCCAGGGACAAUCUAGGGAUUUGGUUGACCAAGCAUACACCAAAUUUGUGAGCAUCAUGUUUGUGACUUUGGAAAGAAUUGCACAAACUGAUCCAAAAUAUUCUGAUAUAUUUCUUCUAGAGAACUAUGCAGCAUUUCAGAAUAGCUUGUAUGAUCUAGCCAAUGUUGUGCCUAUGUUAGCCAAAUUUUAUCACCAGGCCAGUGAAGCUUAUGAACAAGCUUGUACACAUCAUAUCAGCAUGAUAAUAUACAUGCAAUUUGAAAGACUUUUCCAGUUUGCUCGAAAGAUAGAGGAUCUGAUGUAUACCAUAACACCAGAAGAGAUUCCUUUCCAACUGGGAGUUUCUAAAAUGGAUCUCAGGAAGACGUUAAAAGCCAGUUUAGCAGGGGUUGACAAGUCCAUUGCGGCAAUGUAUAAGAAGUUGCAGAAGAAUUUGGUAUCUGAAGAACUGCUGCCUUCUCUGUGGGACAAAUGCAAGAAGGAGUUUUUGGAAAAAUACGACAGCUUUGCCCAACUUGUUGCAAAAAUUUACCCCUCCGAAACCUUCCCUUCCGUGGCAGAAAUGAGAGAACUCCUCGCUAGCAUGUAGAGAGAAUUUUUUUUCCCGUGUACAGUCUUUUGUCGCUCAUUUUUGAGUUGAGAACUAUAUUGAGCUGCUCUAAUUAUUCUUAUUAUUCUUGUGUAGUUUCCUUUCGUUCUGCUAAUGAUCCAAAUGGCCCCUUUUCCAAUUUAUUAUGAAUUUUUAGGGCUAAUUUAUGAUUAAACGCUUCUAUAAAAGAGCUAGUCAAAUAAAUUUUCUACGAAAAU